AUGCCGAGUUCCUUCACCCGCGCCCAGGCCCCUCCUGCCACUCUGGACACAGUUGGCCUGGUGGACCAGAGGCUGGGAAAUGCAGGGACCUCCGGUUCUGCCCCCAUCUUGGAAGAUGGGGAUAUGGACCCCUGGGUCCUCCCUCAGCUGAAGGACACUGGCCAGUCCUGGAAAGAGCUCAGCGUGGCCAGCAGGGCGCUCCAGGGGUUUGCUGGCUUCCUCAAGGCCUGUGGGCUCCUGGGCAGCCUCUACCUCUUCAUCUGCUCCCUGGACAUCCUCAGCUCUGCCUUCCAGCUGCUGGGCAGCAAAGUAGCUGGAGACAUCUUCAAGGACAACGCGGUGCUGUCCAACCCUGUGGCUGGAUUGGUCAUCGGCGUGCUGGUCACGGUCCUCAUGCAGAGCUCCAGCACGUCCUCCUCCAUCGUGGUCAGCAUGGUGGCCUCCAAGCUGCUGACCGUCCGGGCAUCUGUGCCCGUCAUCAUGGGCGUCAACGUGGGCACAUCCAUCACCAGCACCCUGGUCUCGAUGGCGCAGUCGGGGGACCGGGACGAGUUUCGGAGGGCCUUUGGCGGCUCAGCGGUGCACGGUGUCUUCAACUGGCUCACGGCGCUGAUCCUGCUGCCGCUGGAGAGUGCUGUGGCCCCCCUGGAGAGGCUCAGCGCACUGGCCCUGGGUGCUGCCAACCUGCAGCCCGGGGGGCACGCGCCUGACAUCCUCAAGGUGCUGACACGGCCGCUCACACGCCUCAUCGUGCAGCUGGACGCUGAUGUCAUUACGGGCAGCGGCACGGGCAACGCUACCAACAGUAGCCUCAUUAAGCGAUGGUGUGGCACCGAGGGGCAGACGGUGAGCAGCAACUGUGCAGCGGCCGCCGGGGGCCCCUGCCCUGAGAGGAACAGCUCUGCCGCCGAGGAGCAGCUGCCCUGCCGCCACCUGUUCGAGGGCACAGCGCUCGCGGACCUGGCCGUGGGCUGCAUCCUGCUGGCCGCCUCCCUGCUCGUGCUCUGCAUCUGCCUCGUCCUCAUCGUCAAGCUGCUCAACUCCGCUCUGCGGGGCCGCGUCGCCCAGGCCGUGAGGACCGUCAUCAACGCCGACUUCCCCUUCCCAUUCGGCUGGCUCAGCGGCUACCUGGCCAUCCUCGUGGGGGCCGGCCUGACCUUCGCGCUCCAGAGCAGCAGCGUCUUCACCGCAGCCAUUGUGCCACUCAUGGGGGUCCGGGUGAUCAGCCUGGAGCGGGCGUACCCCCUCUUCCUGGGCUCCAACAUUGGCACCACCACCACGGCCCUGCUGGCUGCCCUGGCCAGCCCUUCGGAUAUGCUGAUCAGCGCUGUCCAGGUCGCCCUCAUCCACUUCUUCUUCAACCUGGCUGGCAUCCUGUUGUGGUACGUGGUGCCCGUCCUCCGGCUGCCCAUCCCACUGGCCAAGCGCUUUGGGGACCUGACUGCCCGCUACCGCUGGGUGGCUGUCGCCUACCUGCUGCUCAGCUUCUUGCUGCUGCCACUGGCCGCCUUCGGGCUCUCCCUGGCGGGGAGCACAGUGCUGGCUGCAGUUGGGGGGCCCCUGGUCGUGCUGGUGCUCCUCAUCAUCCUGGUCGCCAUCCUGCAGCGGCACCGGUCAGCCUGGCUGCCCCGCCGCCUGCGCUCCUGGGCCUGGCUGCCCCUGUGGCUCCGUUCUCUGGAGCCCUGGGACCGCCUGGUGAGCCACUGCUGGCCCUGCAAGGCCGGCAGCCCCCCUCAGGCUGCGGCCAAGGAGGCCCACUGCUAUGAGAACCCCGAGGUCCUGGCCUCCCAGCAGUUGUGA
This is a messenger RNA of Mesoplodon densirostris (Blainville's beaked whale), 1800 nucleotides long. It is a transcript of the gene SLC34A3, whose product is annotated as solute carrier family 34 member 3. The transcript has 12 exons. The coding region runs from base 1 to 1800 and encodes 599 amino acids. The record is from RefSeq and is a predicted model, not a curated record. Gene Ontology annotation, biological process: sodium-dependent phosphate transport; intracellular phosphate ion homeostasis. Lineage: Eukaryota; Metazoa; Chordata; Mammalia; Artiodactyla; Ziphiidae. Gene Ontology annotation, cellular component: apical plasma membrane; vesicle; brush border. Gene Ontology annotation, molecular function: sodium:phosphate symporter activity.